Ostertagia ostertagi is the source of this 669-nucleotide messenger RNA. The record is from the annotation of a GenBank genome assembly. Lineage: Eukaryota; Metazoa; Nematoda; Chromadorea; Rhabditida; Trichostrongylidae.
AAAUCGGCGCUUGCACAGGCCAUUGUACGUGAAAUUAAUUCACAACUCUAUCAGGUAUCAUCGUCGGAUCUUAUAUCCACAUGGAGUGGUCAGUCAGAGCGCCUAAUACGCGAACUUUUUGAUCAUGCUGUUGCCCUCAAGAAAACAGCAGUCAUUUUCAUCGAUGAAGUAGAUAGCCUGUGCCGAACAAGAUCUUCUUCUGAGGAUGACGCAAACCGCCGUGUUAAGACAGAAUUACUUGUCCAAAUCCAACGACUCCAAUCCACUUCGAAGGUUGUGUUGGUGUGUGCGACCAAUUGCCCGUGGGAUCUCGACCCCGCUUUCAUGAGAAGGUUCGAGAAAAAGAUAUACGUUGGCCUCCAGACUAUGCUUCUCGAUCUGGCCAUGCUAAAAAGCCGUCUUUUGCAUACUACGAUGGAUUCGAGUGUAUCGUUCGAACGGAUAGCGGAAGCUACAAAUGGAUUUAGUGGAGACGACAUCCGACGCUUUGCGACAGAAUUAGCCUAUGCUCAAUUCCGAUAUUACAAGUUAAGCUGCCUUCAGCUUCAAGCCAAUGCGAGGACCCGACAAGCUUUAUCUUACCAUGACGUGGAAACGGUGCUUGUCGAACUUUUCAAAAUCCGUAGAGGAGCACCAAAUCACACGCUUUUUGCAGUACAAAAACAAGUG